AUGGCAAGAAAUAGGAAAAGUGGUUUCCAAGUCACAAAGAUGUUUCGCUGGUUAAAAGAUAAGAAAAAACAGCCCAGAAAGUCGAGCGACAAAGAGAAAUCCCUUGAAGACGAUUAUGGAUUUAGAAAAGGCCAAACCAGGAAUCCAACCGAUGCUCUCCCCGAGUUUCUCGCUGAUUACGGAUUCAACAACGGGACAUGCAUGAGAAUACCGACAGAUAUCGUGAGGCCAGUUACAUGUGUGAGAGUUCCAACGAGAGUUCCCAUCAAUGGUGUUCCGGCAGUGAACAGUGACCCUGCUUAUCAUAUUUACGAGGAAAUAGUUGAUCUUCCAGACUUACCUUUAUCUGUAGUAGAUAACAAAGAUUCACAAACACAAAACAAUGGUGUUUAUAAUCAGAACGCUAACUCCUGGAGUUCGAUUUCCUUACACAAUCAAUCUAAUCGGAUUUCGGCGGAAGGACAUAUACAAAAUAGGUCAAACAUAAAUGAUUCAGCGGAUGGAUUUUUACCCACAAGGUCAAAUGUCAACUCAACAGAGGGACCGUACAUGGUUGUGCCCAUUGUGUGUAAGACAGAAGAAAAAUCAGAAUGCAUUGAUUGUGUAUGUGAUAAGUCCAUUGUUUCGGACAGAUUUAGAUGCACGUGCAAGUGUCGGAAUCAGUUUCAAAAGCCUGAGUCAAAUUAUAGCGAGCCGUGGGAUAGUAGUGAGAGUGCGUGUUCCGUCCGGUUCGUGAGUCGCAAAAAGUCAUGUGAUAAAAAAUCCAACUCCCAGACACAACGUCACGACAGCACGCGCUCCUACGUCACAUCGAACUCGAGUGAGUGUAGCUCUAGUUCUGCCAAAAGUUCAAUUGCUUCCAGGUCAUCUGGACCGGAUAUGGACGGAAAUGAUACUUGUUGUGAGUAUGAUAUGAGUACAUCAAGUGAAUCUGAUAUCGCGGAGGAAUAUCGAUCUUAUUUAGACAAAGUACAACAGAACUUGAUUCUCAAGGAGCAGGUUCGGAACAUCAUCCACUCGCUCAGUAAUAGUGGAAAUGUGACGGAAGAUAGUUCAAAUACAUUGGAAAGGGGUUCGGAUGUAGAAUCUGUCCGAACGGUGUCUAGUCUGUCCGGACGGUCGUCACAACCCACACUUAGUAGUGGGGAAGUGUCUGACCCGGAUGUACUUGCUGACCAAUCAGAAUCUGACGAUAGUAGUGGAUAUUAUGAAUAUUCAGAGGAAAGAAAUGGAAACAGUUGUUCGGAUGAUUCUGCGCAUGCACAGACAUCCUCGAAAACAGAAUCUCACAGACAUCAUCACAGACACAGAUCACAGAAAACUAAACACAAACACACAACUGUGGUGAAGAACUCAAUACUUGAAGAUACAGAAAUGUAUCUUUUACCAUCAAGUAAGAAAGACUCCGAAUGUGAUAACGUGCGAGUGUACCGAAAGCCAUUACUUCUCCCUCCCCAACAAACAGUGAUUUACCAGGAUCCGAACCGAUCUAAAACGAGAAACGGAAAUAGACUUUUGGGGGAUCUGAUUCGUAUGAACUAUGACAAACAGCACAUGAUUCGCGUGUGA
This is a messenger RNA of Ylistrum balloti, 1569 nucleotides long. RefSeq lists its product as uncharacterized. NCBI's taxonomy places the organism in Eukaryota, Metazoa, Mollusca, Bivalvia, Pectinida, Pectinidae. The transcript has 2 exons. The record is from RefSeq and is a predicted model, not a curated record. The coding region runs from base 1 to 1569 and encodes 522 amino acids.